Messenger RNA from Eriocheir sinensis (Chinese mitten crab), 3667 nucleotides. It is a transcript of the gene singed, whose product is annotated as protein singed-like. NCBI's taxonomy places the organism in Eukaryota, Metazoa, Arthropoda, Malacostraca, Decapoda, Varunidae. Gene Ontology annotation, cellular component: cytoplasm; actin cytoskeleton. The transcript has 10 exons. The coding region runs from base 257 to 1804 and encodes 515 amino acids. Gene Ontology annotation, biological process: actin filament bundle assembly; cell migration; establishment or maintenance of cell polarity. Gene Ontology annotation, molecular function: protein-macromolecule adaptor activity; actin filament binding. The record is from RefSeq and is a predicted model, not a curated record.
GCAGAAGCAGCACCAGCAGUAGUAGCAGCAGCACCUCGGCCCCCUCAUAGUUACGCCUGGACUUGCUCUCUCCCUCUCUCCCCCUCUGGUGCCGCCCCGCCCUAGUGAGCUAUUAAUUAAGACUUACCUGAGCUGACUUACCUGACCGCGAGUGCCUUAGAGGAACCGACAGACUCCCCGACCCGUUUACCGUUAAGUGAUUGGAUACUCUUUGUCUUGCGUCGUCGUCGCCGUCUUCAGCGUCACCACCGCAGCCAUGAGGGAAUACUACUCAAUGAUGUCUCGUCUCAACGGCGUCAACAUCCACAACGGGUGCGGGGAGCUGAACGGUUCUGGGGGCGGCUCGGGCUGCUGGACCAUCGGGCUCAUCAACGCCAAGGCCAAGUACCUUACUGCGGAGACCUUCGGCUUCAAGAUCAACGCUAAUGGUUUGUCCCUCAAGAAGAAGCAGAUGUGGAUGCUGGAGCCUGCAGAGAAGGACCUGAUCGCCUUCAAAUCGCACCUGGACAAAUACCUCUCCGUCGACCAGUAUGGCAACGUGACCUGUGAGAGCGAGGAUCGGGAUAUGAAUUGCAUGUUUGAGGUCUCCGUUACCGACGACGAACACGGACGUUGGGCGCUGAGAAACGUGACCCGCGGCUACUUCCUGGGCGCCGCCGGGGACAAGCUCAUCUGCUCCGCCAAGGUGCCCACCGACGCCGAGCUUUGGACCAUCCACCUGGCUGCCCGUCCUCAGGUCAACCUCCGCUCGCUGGGCCGCAAACGCUACGCACACCUCAACUUGGAGGGCACCGAGAUCGAGGUUGAUGCGAACGUGCCUUGGGGCGAGGACACGCUCUUCACGCUGGAGUUCCGCGACAGCAAGUACGCGAUCCACACCACCAACAACCGCUACCUCUGCAUGGACGGGAAGCUGGUGCCGGAGUGCGGGCGCGAGUGUCUCUUCUGCCUCGAGUACCACCACGGCUCGCUUGCUCUCAGGGACUACCAGGGCCAGUACCUGAGCCCCAUCGGGUCCCGCGCGGUGCUCAAGACCCGCUCCAACACGGUGACCAAGGACGAGCUCUUCGCCCUCGAGGACUCCCUGCCGCAGGCCUCCUUCAGUGCCCUCCUCAACGCCCGAUACGUCUCCGUCAAGCAGGGUGUGGACGUUACUGCCAACCAGGAGGAGAUUUCCCAGCACGAGAAGUUCCAGCUGGAGUAUGACGGGUCGACCAAGCGCUGGUAUGUGCGGACCAUGCAGGACAAGUACUGGACGCUGGAGGCUGGCGGCGGCAUCCAGGCCAACACCACCAAGCCGACCUCCAACGCCCUGUUCAACUUCCAGUGGCUGGCCGACGGCUCCGUGGCUUUCCAGGCAAACAAUGGCAAGUACGUGGCCACCAAGAAGUCUGGCCACCUGUUUGCCAACGCCGAAAGUCCUGAUGAGGAGAGUGCUCGCUUCCACUUCUACCUUAUCAACAGGCCGGUGCUGGUGCUGAAGUGUGAGCAGGGCUUCGUGGGCUACAAGAUAUCUUCCAGCCUCAAGAUGGAGUGCAACAAGGCCAACUACGAGACCAUCAGGGUGGAGCGAGGCGAGCAGGGACAGGUCUUCUUCAGAGGCCAGCAGGGUGGUUACUGGCAUGCCUGUGGGGAUGGCAUCAUGGCUGACUCCGAGGUGCCGGAAGGCUUCUUCAUUGAGCUGCGUGAAGCCACCCGUAUGUGCAUCAAGAACUCCUCUGGCCAGUACAUCAUCACAGAGAAGAACGGCGGCUUCAAGCUGGGAGACACAGAUCCCGCCCGUGCCACGCUAUGGGAGUUUUGAGGUGGCAGGCCAUUGUGGAGUCAAGCAAGGGGUGAGAGGUCCUCCAGCCUGGCCUAGAGUGUUGAGAAGGCAGGGGUAGUUUGGCAUCACACCGAAAGAUCUUGUAUGGUAAGGUUGUAGAUGUUUGAGAGAUUGAUUCAUUGCAGAAUUUAAUUUGAGGCAGAUUUGCAACAUCCCAUCCAACCACUUAAAUUUAGUGAGGUCCUGAAGGAUGUCGAUACCGCUCAGUAGGUGUAAUUAGGAUGUAAGAUGUUUUGUGAUGUUCUUUUCAUCAAUGUUGCUAUCUGUUAAUCUGCCUAAUCCUUUCAUCGAAGAAGAGAUUUUUUUUUUACUUUUAUACCAACGAGCUGAGUUAGAAUUUUGCAACUUGAAAGUAAGUUUAAUCAUCGACAAAGACACUCGGUUACUAGGUAAUGCUAUAAUCUUAAGGAACUGUAUGUGUUACAGACUCCAACAGUAAAACAAUCUCACAAGGGAGUCUGUUGGUGCUUGGGGCUCCCGGCCCGGCAGUACUCAGACUCUCUUGUGGGGGCUGGUGGAGAGGCACUGGAGGUCCGCACAACCAAAGUAUCUACGUCUUUGUAUCUGUCCCUGUACAAUUAACUUGAAGCCUUGCUGUUUGUAGAUAUCAUUAUUACUAAUAUUGCUUCCACAUGUCCCUAAGCUAAGUCAAAUAAUCUUGUACUUAAUUAUACUUUUUUACUCUUUCUACCUGUGACAGAUGACUGAUUGAUUUGUGGGAGUACAGGACGGAGUUGUCCUAUUGAUACAUUUACUACUGAUAUAUUAUAUUACAUAUUAGCAAGAUUUUUUAUGAUUUUAUAAGGAGCAUUUUGUGAUAGUCCAGUCCCUGCGUCAUGCACCACCACCUAGCUCGUGUAGCCAAUUAGGCAUCAAAGCUUGCUUGUCUGAGGCUGCUGCGGCCACUGUGACACACGUAGUGAAACAGAUCAGUGUUUCCAGAGUGAGGCUGACAUUCACUUGUUUUCAUAAUUGAAAAUGUCAGUUCAUAGUAUGUCAAAUUUUAUGACAUUUGUUUACUUGGUACUAAGAAACAUCUGGUAGACAGAAUGGUCUGUCAUAUCUAGUUAAAGGCAAAACUACAGCAAAUCAUGAAAGUCUGGAUAUUUCUUUGAUAUCUUUGAGCAUUUUACAACACAACAAACAAGUUUCAACGGAAUAAGUUACAGCAGUGUGUUUGUGUGUGUGUGUGUGUGUGUGAGAGUGUGAGUGUGAGUGUGAGUGUGUUUAUAUCUGCUUCUGUGUCAUCCACUGCCAAGUGCUUGCUCAAGGAUCUUUGCAUUAGCCAGACUAACUUGGAUCAUGAUAGCACCAGCUAAAGUGUGCUUAGUGAUGUGUAUUGAUCUGUUAACCCAAAUCAGUCCAAUGAAUCAACAAUGGUAGCAGCAGCCUCCACGCUCUUGGUGUCACAGCCACAGCUCCCACACUGUGGCCACCAGCCAAUGCAUUUAUGGAAGGGGAAGCUCGACCCAGGACUGUAUAAAGGGGGUCACAUAAAGCAGGAAGUCAGCUGUGUCCCUGUGCCCGCCAGCCUUUCCCUAACCAAUACUAGCUCUUGGUGUUUACUGUUCACCUCAUUUAGAUGUUUGUGUGCUACUCACCAUCUCAUUUCAGCAGGUGUGUCCCUUUUUAACGUGUGUUUAAGGUGUGUAGGAAUAACCCCUCAGUGUCAUCGGGUGUGGGGUGGGGCGGGGCGGGGCACUGCUGGCUCCCCCGCACAAUCCUGCCGGGUGUAGUCUGUUGAUUGUAAGAAGCGCUUUAGGCUAGGUAUACACUCUUUAUUUAUUGCAUUAUUGUAUAGCAGACCAGUAUAAACUGCUUAUUAAUAAAGUAAAGCAGACA